This is a messenger RNA of Apis florea (little honeybee), 4417 nucleotides long. It is a transcript of the gene Shab, whose product is annotated as Shaker cognate b. Gene Ontology annotation, cellular component: membrane; voltage-gated potassium channel complex. Gene Ontology annotation, molecular function: delayed rectifier potassium channel activity; protein binding. The record is from RefSeq and is a predicted model, not a curated record. NCBI's taxonomy places the organism in Eukaryota, Metazoa, Arthropoda, Insecta, Hymenoptera, Apidae. Gene Ontology annotation, biological process: protein homooligomerization; potassium ion transmembrane transport; action potential.
CAUAUUGUCAUCAUUAGUGGAUACACGAUCAACUUUGUUAAUAGUUAGAAAUAUCAAUGCUUAUAUUUUGUUUUUGAGAAAAUUAUUUUGCAAUUUCGUUUUAAUACAAAAAUUCAUUAUUUAAUAUUAUGAUUGUAUAUUAAAAUUUUGAUUUUUAAUUUAAAUUAUUUUUUAAGAAUAACAAUAGAAACACGAAAUUUUUUUUCUUUUACAUCAAGUUUAGGUAAAAGCGGUUAUCAUAUUGACUAUUUGCUAAUCGAUAGACCUGCAAACGUCGAUUGCAGCGCUUAGUGUGGAACAAGUGGCAGUACGAUAUUGUCGUCAUUGCUCGUCACUGAUCGUCACUAGUCGUCAUAUUAUUCGUAAUACUACUUAACAAAAUGUGUUACUAUAUUACUGUGUGUAAUGUAUCUUUUCGGAUGAGUGAUGCCCAUGUUUAAAACAGAGAUUGAUAAUGAUGUGGCGCGGUUUAGCCGAGCCAACGGAAGAGGAUAGACGUACAUACGGAUGAAGCACAAGAAAGGUAACCCGGACGAGGAGGAGGCGGAAGAAGAAGAAGGAGACGAAGAAGGAGAAAAAGAAGAUAACGAAAGAGAAGGAUAUAGACGAAACAAGAAAAAAAGAAAAAGAAGAGAAGGAAAUUCACGUAGAAAAACAGAAAAAAUUGUAUCUAUAACCGAUCUAUCGGCGUGAUCAUCAUCGAUAUAUUUGAUGCCAAGUGAAAAAAGAUUUGAAGACGACUCAACACUGGCGGACGGGGAACGUAAUGGAAGCACCGUGGACGGCCCGGUGCUAUCGUCGUCGUCGUCGUGCACGGUGCCCUACAUCGGCACCGACCAGGGUUUCGUGUUCGAGGGUGGCGGCACGACGACGUUGCAGCGGGCUGGUGCAACUAGUACAUCGGUCGCUAGUUGCACCGGUAGCGGAGGAGGAAUCCUUGGAGGAGUCGGUAUCGGGUCAAACAUAGUAGUAGGAUCAGGGAUUAAUAUGGGGGGAAAUGUAACAGUAGGAGGAGUUACCGUUGUCGGUGGAGUGAAAAGUGGAGGAGGAGGCGGUGGAACAAACAAGGAAGUUCGAUAUGCUCCAUUCUCGUCAUCCGUAGGACUGACGGGUUCCGUAGCACCGGUGAACCUGACGCCGCCACCUCUACCACCGCCUCCGCCACCGCCGCCGCUGCCGCCGCCGCCACCGCCGCCGCCCCUGCCGCUGCAGAUGCAGCAGCAACGUGCCUAUUCGAGGUCGAUGACGUCCCUACCGCCUGAGCCAUUUAUGAUUAUGAGGUCGAAGGCUCUUAACCGACGAGUCUCGAUCAACGUCGGUGGUGUUAAACACGAAGUUCUAUGGCGUACUCUUGAAAGGCUACCCCAUACACGUCUAGGCCGUUUGAAGGACUGCAACACGCACGAGGCGAUUACUGAACUAUGCGAUGAUUAUUCUCUUAUCGACAACGAGUAUUUCUUCGAUCGACAUCCGAAAUCUUUUAGUUCAAUUUUGAAUUUCUAUCGCACCGGAAAACUACAUCUUGUCGAUGAGAUGUGCGUAUUGGCGUUUAGUGAUGAUCUCGAGUAUUGGGGUGUCGAUGAAUUAUAUCUUGAAAGUUGUUGCCAACAUAAAUAUCAUCAGAGGAAAGAACAUGUACAUGAAGAAAUGCGCAAAGAGGCAGAAUCGCUCAGGCAAAGAGAAGAAGAAGAAUUUGGCGAAGGACAAUGUGCGCAAUAUCAGAAAUGGUUGUGGGAUCUGCUGGAGAAACCAACUACGUCCAUCGCUGCAAGGGUGAUAGCUGUGAUAUCAAUACUCUUUAUUGUGCUUUCGACGAUUGCGCUAACUCUCAACACCAUUCCUAGUAUGCAAGUAAAUGAUGAAAAGGGAAACUUUCAAGAUAAUCCGCAACUCGCUAUGGUGGAAGCUGUAUGCAUCACAUGGUUUACUCUCGAGUAUUUGCUUAGGUUCAGUGCCUCGCCGGACAAGUGGAAGUUCUUCAAAGGCGGUCUAAAUGUGAUCGACUUAUUGGCAAUAUUGCCGUAUUACGUAUCUCUGUUCCUGGUCGAGACGAACAAGAACGCGACCGACCAGUUCCAGGACGUGCGCAGGGUAGUGCAAAUCUUUCGUAUAAUGCGGAUCCUGAGGAUCCUGAAGCUGGCCCGCCACUCGACCGGGCUGCAGAGCCUUGGCUUCACCUUACGUAACUCGUACAAGGAGCUGGGCCUGCUAAUGCUCUUCCUGGCGAUGGGCGUCCUCAUAUUCUCGAGUCUCGCCUACUUCGCUGAGAAGGAGGAGCCCGGGACCAAAUUCAUAAGCAUUCCAGAAACCUUUUGGUCGGGCAUCACGAUGACCACCGUCGGAUACGGCGACAUCUACCCCACGACCCCGCUCGGCAAGGUGAUCGGCAGUGUGUGUUGUAUAUGUGGUGUCCUGGUAAUCGCGUUGCCCAUUCCCAUUAUCGUUAACAAUUUCGCCGAGUUCUACAAGAACCAGAUGAGACGAGAGAAAGCUCUCAAGAGGCGCGAGGCUCUUGAGAGGGCAAAGAGAGAAGGCAGCAUUGUGUCGUUCCAUCACAUCAAUCUGAGGGACGCUUUCGCCAAAAGCAUGGAUCUCAUCGAUGUCAUCGUCGAUACUGGUCACAAUAUGUCCGGCGUGGAUGGUAACAGCACGGAAGGAGAAUCCGCGUGCGGACGUGGACCUGCUCAAACCGGGCCAGGCUGUUAUCGUAACUAUGAGCAUUACAGUCUCUCGCGACAUCGUCGCAGCGCCUCGUCUUGCUUCCCAAAUUUACCUAAUGAUAUGCCGACUACACCGGACAGUCCGAACCGUCGUCUCUUGGAUUUUGCUCAAAGUAUACCUGGAACACAGACCGAUGAUUAUUUUCACGACGAUGUACCGGCCCAGCAUGUGAAUCAAGGCAAUACAACACCUAGCGAUGAAGAGAAAAAAGACAGCAGAAAAUUCGAGAAAAAUGAUGAAAUACCUAGCGAAUUCGAGUGUUGCUUUUGUACUACGAAGGAAUACAAAGAGUUCAGAGAUGCGGAAAAUAUAAUGCCACUGGCGACUAGCGACUUUCGUAACCCCAUCUGCCAGGAAAUGAAGUCAAUGCGAUCCGGAGUCAUGUCAAUAGAACCAUCCGCACAUCAGCAGAUUUUCGCAACAGAGAUGAAGAUAUCCGCGCUGCAACCAAUGGAUACCACGAGUUAUGGAAAAAUAUACAACGAGCAAGGGAGCGUAGACAGCUCCGAUACGUAUGCCAGCUGUCAAACUCAUCCAUCCCAUUCGCAGGUUUCUUCUGCUGGCCAUUCGGCGGAUAAUAAUAAGGGUGAUUUGACUGAGGAAGCAGACAGUAAUCUCUAUGUAAAUCCCCUGGAAGCUGCAGAAAAAUGUGGAAAUAGAGUGAAGAAAUCUGCUUCCGGUGAAAUUGGACGUAAUGCCGACGCGUCACCGAGUGUUGAGUCGUUAAAGGAUCUUCGUCCCUUUAAUGAGAGCAGCAAGAUUAUUCUAAACGAUACAGUGCCCAAGCAUAGAAAAAUUCGCAUUCAGGAGAGCAUAAGAUCUCGUGCGCAAUUUAUCAGCGACCAGGAAAGCAUCGUCACUCGUAACAUCACGAAAAAGGAGACUACGGAAAACAAUUAUUAUGGAGGAUUACGAGGUGGCAAGCCAUUUACAACCAAUAACAGUCUAGCCUCGGCAACAAGAAUAAUAAAUCAUCAUUUAUUUGGCUCUAACAUUGGACCCAGACAUUACACAGGUCAUCGAAGGCAAAUUUCAGGAACGAACACUGAGAGCAAACUUUCCCUGUCCGUUGAUUCGAUAGAUAGCGAGGGUGUGCCUUUCAUAGAUAGGCACCGAAUAUCCAAAUCAAUUCUGAAGAAAUCUGAAAGCAGCAAUAAUUACUAUAACAACAUCGGGGAUUCAGAUACAGAGAAACUUAUCACAGAUAAUGUUUCGACCAUAAGUAUGUGUGAUAAUGAAACGAACACCUGUGAUGUUUUCACCAAUAUAAAUGGGACAAGGAUGAAACAAUCUGUUUCCUCAUUACUCUCCAAGAUGGAAAGCGAAGAAAAGAAUUGUGUUUCAAAGAUAAAAAGAUCGAUAUUCGACGAGGUUCUCGAAGAAGAGAAACACACGCAAGAUGAAGUAAUGACAGAGAAUAAAAACAAAGAGGAACGAAAGAAAUCGAAAGUAAGGAUGGAGGAAUCUUCGAAGGAUAAUCAAACAAUGAUGAUAUGUUCAUUACGAGCCCAUAAAGCAAAAAAAUUAAACAUCGAGGAUGUUAAACGAAAGAUCAAGAUGAGUAGCCAUAAUUGCAAAGGCACCGACACGAAUUGUCUUCCUCAAGAACAUCAUUUCCCGUCAUAGCGUAAUAUUCUUUUAGCAUAGUAUCUUUGUUCUAUAUCGCAUAUACAUAUAGAUACAAAACAUUCUGCGA